UCUAUAAAUAGGCACUACGGCUUGCAGGCAAUGUCAGUUUCUAUACAAAAAUGAAUUGUGAUCAGCUUUUGUAUCUGAUGUCCGCCCUGGCAUUGGCCUCCGGCGCGGCCAUGGUCUCCGAAAUGUAUCCAAUAAUGGGCCUGGAAGAGCAGACCGGAGAACUGCUGACUAUAGCUAUCCAAUUUUUGGACGAACAACUCGACAAAUUGGCCAACAUAAGUGCUGGUGCAGUUAGCUACAAAGCCCUCCAUCUGACCAGCGUGCGGAGCCAGGGAGUUGCGGCUAAGAAAUUAACCUACGAAACGCAACUGACAACUGGCUUUGUGACCGAGAAGUGCGAUGUGAGAAUCUGGCAUCAAUUCUGGCUGACAGACAACACGGACAUCAAAAUCAGCUGCGAAGAUGCCGAAAGUCAGGAGUACUUGUUACACACAAAUAUCAGUUUUUGAAUACGCCUUU
This is a messenger RNA of Drosophila novamexicana, 459 nucleotides long. Its product is annotated as cystatin-like protein. The coding region runs from base 51 to 449 and encodes 132 amino acids. NCBI's taxonomy places the organism in Eukaryota, Metazoa, Arthropoda, Insecta, Diptera, Drosophilidae. The record is from RefSeq and is a predicted model, not a curated record. The transcript is spliced from 2 exons.